CGGAACUUCCGGGGACGGCACGCCAGCUCCCUCGGAACCGGAAGUGGAGCCUGGGAUCCUUGACGUUAGGAACGAAGUCGAACCUGGAUCUGGAGCCGGGUAAGGUCAGAUCGGGGAUGCUCUCAUAAUGAGUGUCAAUCAGUCAGCCCCACCCGUUCCACCGUUUGGGCAGAACCAGCCCGUCUACCCAGGGUAUCAUCCGGCCAGCUAUGGUGGGCAGCCAGGCCCUGCAGUACCUGCUUCUCCCUAUGGAGCCUACAAUGGCCCGGUACCAGGCUAUCAGCAAACACCUCCCCAAGGUGUGCCGAGAGCCCCACCCUCCUCAGGGGCGCCUCCAGCCUCAAUGCAGGCCCCCUGUGGUCAGACUACAUAUGGCCAGUUUGGUCAAGGUGACAUACAGAACGGGCCAAGCUCCACAGCUCAGAUGCAGAGGCUCCAGGGGUCUCAGCAGUUUGGGCCCCCAUUGGCUCCUGUGGUCAGCCAGCCAGCUGUGCUUCAGCCCUAUGGCCCGCCCCCCACAAGUACGCAGGUGACCGCACAGCUUGCUGGGAUGCAGAUCAGUGGUGCUGUGUCCCAUGCCCCCCCCUCUUCUGUGCUGGGCUAUGGUCCACCAACAUCAUUGGCCUCAGCCUCAGGAAGUUUCCCUAAUUCUGGUCCGUAUGGCUCCUAUCCUCAGAGCCAGGCUCCUCCCCUUAGCCAGGCUCAAGGUCAUCCUGGAGUCCAGCCUCCCCUGCGAUCUGCCCCACCACUGGCUUCCAGCUUCACAUCCCCAGCUUCAGGUGGUCCUCGGAUGCCUUCCAUGACUGGUCCACUCCCGCCUGGACAGGGCUUUGGGAGUCUCCCAGUGAGCCAGCCCAACCACGUGUCCUCGACUCCUUCCCAUGCUCUGCCCCCUGGCACGCAGAUGACCGGGCCCCCUGGCACCCAGAUGACGGGGCCCCCAGUGCCGCCACCAUCUAUGCACUCCCCUCAGCAGGCGGGCUAUCAGCUGCAGCAAAAUGGUUCCUUUGGUCCAGCCCGAGGCCCUCAGCCUAAUUAUGAGAGCCCAUACCCUGGAGCACCUACCUUUGGCAGUCAGCCUGGGCCUCCUCAGCCCCUGCCUCCUAAGCGCCUGGACCCUGAUGCCAUCCCCAGCCCUCAACUUAAUGAGCUGCCUCCUCAGCAGAGAGCCAGGCACAGAAUAGACCCUGAUGCCAUUCCUAGUCCAAUUCAGGUUAUUGAAGAUGAUAGGAACAACCGGGGUUCAGAGCCAUUUGUUACUGGUGUACGGGGACAGGUGCCACCCUUAGUCACUACCAACUUCCUGGUGAAAGACCAAGGGAAUGCAAGUCCCCGGUACAUUCGAUGCACAUCCUAUAAUAUCCCUUGCACGUCUGACAUGGCUAAGCAGGCUCAGGUGCCUCUGGCAGCUGUCAUCAAGCCUCUGGCAAGGCUGCCCCCAGAGGAGACAGGCCUUCUCUGUACACCUGCUCCUGGAACUGGCCCUGUUGACCAGGCUUCACCAUAUGUUGUGGACCAUGGGGAGGCUGGCCCUCUGCGCUGUAACCGCUGCAAAGCGUACAUGUGUCCUCUCAUGACGUUCAUCGAGGGAGGAAGACGCUUCCAGUGCUCGUUUUGCAGCUGUGUCAAUGAUGUUCCCCCCCAGUAUUUUCAACAUCUGGAUCAUACCGGCAAACGUGUGGAUGCUUAUGACCGUCCUGAGCUGUCCCUGGGCUCUUAUGAAUUCUUGGCCACUGUAGAUUACUGCAAGAACAAUAAGUUCCCCAGUCCUCCUGCCUUCAUCUUUAUGAUUGAUGUCUCCUACAACGCCAUCAGGACUGGUCUUGUUCGGCUCCUCUGUGAGGAGCUCAAGUCGCUCUUAGACUACCUGCCUAGGGAGGGCGGAGCAGAAGAGUCUGCCAUCCGAGUUGGCUUUGUCACCUACAAUAAGGUGCUCCACUUCUACAAUGUGAAGAGCUCCUUGGCUCAGCCACAGAUGAUGGUUGUAUCUGAUGUGGCAGACAUGUUUGUGCCACUGCUGGAUGGCUUCCUGGUCAAUGUCAGAGAGUCCCGGGCAGUUAUCACCAGCUUAUUGGAUAAGAUCCCAGAAAUGUUUGCAGAUACAAGAGAGACAGAGACAGUCUUUGCCCCAGUUAUCCAGGCUGGAAUGGAAGCUCUGAAGGCUGCCGAGUGUGCAGGAAAGCUGUUUCUGUUCCACACAUCCUUGCCCAUUGCAGAGGCCCCAGGGAAGCUGAAGAAUAGAGAUGACAGGAAGUUGAUCAACACAGACAAGGAGAAGACUCUCUUCCAGCCUCAGACAGGUACCUACCAGACUCUGGCCAAAGACUGUGUGGCCCAAGGCUGCUGUGUGGACCUCUUCCUCUUCCCUAACCAAUAUGUAGAUGUGGCCACACUCUCUGUUGUCCCCCAGCUCACUGGAGGCUCUGUCUACAAAUAUGCCUGCUUUCAGGUGGAGAAUGACCAGGAACGGUUCUUGAGUGACCUGCGUCGGGAUGUACAGAAGGUGGUUGGCUUUGAUGCUGUGAUGCGGGUUCGGACAAGUACUGGUAUCCGUGCUGUAGAUUUCUUUGGAGCUUUCUACAUGAGCAAUACAACAGAUGUGGAGUUGGCUGGACUAGAUGAGGACAAGACAGUGGCUGUGGAAUUCAAGCAUGACGAUCGGCUCAGCGAAGAGAGCGGCGCCCUGCUGCAGUGUGCCCUGCUUUAUACCAGCUGUGCAGGGCAGCGUCGGCUCCGCAUCCACAACCUGGCCCUAAACUGCUGCACCCAGUUGGCUGAUCUGUAUCGAAACUGUGAGACGGACACGCUCAUCAACUACAUGGCCAAGUUUGCGUAUCGGGGUGUUGUGAAUAGCCCUGUGAAGACUGUGCGUGACACUCUCAUCACCCAGUGUGCCCAGAUCCUGGCCUGCUAUAGAAAGAACUGCGCCAGCCCAUCCUCUGCAGGACAGUUGAUCCUUCCUGAGUGUAUGAAGCUACUCCCAGUUUACCUAAACUGUGUGUUGAAGAGUGACGUUCUGCAGCCUGGAGCCGAGGUCACGACUGAUGACCGUGCCUAUGUUCGACAGCUGGUUUCUUCCAUGGAUGUGGCCGAGACCAAUGUCUUCUUCUACCCUCGGCUUCUACCACUGACAAAGUCUCCCAUCGACAGUACCUCUGAACCACCAGCAGUUCGAGCGUCUGAAGAACGUUUAAGCAGUGGCGAUAUAUAUUUGCUGGAAAAUGGGCUCAACCUCUUUGUCUGGGUGGGAGCAAGCGUCCAACAAGGUGUCGUCCAGAGCCUUUUCAACGUCUCCUCCUUCAGCCAGAUCACCAGUGGCUUGAGUGUUCUGCCAGUUCUGGAUAAUCCACUGUCCAGGAAGGUUCGAGGCCUCAUUGAUAGCUUACGGGCACAGAGAAUGCGGUACAUGAAGCUAAUCGUGGUGAAACAGGAAGACAAGCUGGAGAUGUUGUUCAAGCACUUCCUGGUAGAAGACAAGAGCCUAAGCGGAGGUGCGUCUUACGUGGACUUUCUCUGUCACAUGCACAAGGAGAUUCGGCAGCUACUGAGCUGAAUAAAGCCAGCGGUAAAUGGUAUAGGGUCCCAGGCCAACUUCCAGAAAGUACCCCAGGAUGGCAGAGAAAUUGGGACAGUUCCAUAUCUUAGGAGUCAUGUAAGCUGACCUCAGUCUCUUUGGGGGGGAGGGAAAGAUAUAAGGAGACACCUUCUUUCUGGGCUCAAAUAUCCUCUACCACUGUCAUGUCCUGCUGAUGGAAGGUGCCCCGUCCCUUACUCUACCCUCUUUCUCCUGCUAACCCUGUUGUAAUGAAUGUAGUUGAUCAGUUCACUGUAUAUGAUCUAGUGUUGGGUUUGGAGGCAGUGAGGCCCUGGCAAUACUGAGUCCCUUUGGACCAGCCUCCAAGAGGGAAGGGGCAGGCAGGAAGGAGUGGACACCCCAGGGUUAUUGCAGGAGGUGGCAAAUUCAGCUCCAUGUCAUCAGCAACUUCCUAUAUUAGGGAUCAGAUAUACAGGUGCACAAGAGCUGGGUACAGACUGUAGGUGGUGGAGAGUAAAGCAGUUGGGGGCCUGGCGGUCAGGAGCAAAAUUAGAGUUCCUGAGGAUGGAUGCCUAGUUGUCUCUACUUCCAUUGUGCUGCUCUCUCCCCUGCUAUGAUGGUGAGCGCUUUGUGGACAGAAGCUCAUAGCUAGAGAUGAAUGAGCCUGGGGACUGAAUUGCAAAGCAUAUUAACACCUAGGGGAGGUAGCCGCCUCCUUCCCAGCUGGAGAAGCCCCACUACUGGACGGUUCUGUAGAGAGCCUGAUGGUCAACUUGCAAUACCUCACAGAGCCACCCACAUCCCACUCAGCUCCUACCAGAAGCAGCUUAAGCCGGCGUCGUUGGGGGAGGCGGAGAUGGCUGGAGCCCUCCCUGUCUUCCUGUGCCUGGACGUUCCUGGGCUUUGGUACUGACUGAGUGGCUGACAGUUAUCUUCCAACUCCAAUUGGCUGGGGCAGGACAAGGGCUAGGAUUGAUGGUGGUCAGGGUUGCCUGCUCCCAGCCCGGGAUGCCCCUGCUCUGGACCUUUCAUUUCUUUUCAUUGGUUUAUUUUUCAAUGCAUCUUUAAUUUGUAAAGAAAUAAAAUAAGAUGUAACCAGUA
Molecule: messenger RNA, 4636 nt
Organism: Mesocricetus auratus (golden hamster)
Lineage: Eukaryota; Metazoa; Chordata; Mammalia; Rodentia; Cricetidae
Gene: Sec24c
Product: SEC24 homolog C, COPII coat complex component
Exons: 24
Coding region: 128-3553 (1141 amino acids)
Biological process (GO): COPII-coated vesicle cargo loading; endoplasmic reticulum to Golgi vesicle-mediated transport; intracellular protein transport
Cellular component (GO): endoplasmic reticulum exit site; COPII vesicle coat
Molecular function (GO): zinc ion binding; SNARE binding
Source: RefSeq, a predicted model, not a curated record